Messenger RNA from Apis mellifera (honey bee), 5923 nucleotides. RefSeq lists its product as uncharacterized. The record is from RefSeq and is a predicted model, not a curated record. The transcript is spliced from 10 exons. NCBI's taxonomy places the organism in Eukaryota, Metazoa, Arthropoda, Insecta, Hymenoptera, Apidae. Bases 963 to 5690 code for a protein of 1575 amino acids.
UGUCAGUUCUCCCGAGACCAUAGGCUCGAACCAUCGCGAGAUCUCCCUCUGACGAUCAUCAUUCUAGAAAGAUUCGCGGCAACGACCCUGUUACCUUGGAUAUUGUCAAAACGACGAUUCCAGAGGCGAUUUUACGAAAUUCAUAUUGAAGAGGAUCUCUUUUCCUGAAGGAUCACCUGUGGUGUUUCGAAAUCUUUGCGAGAUCGAAUUGUUUAUGAGAUCGAUACUUCAUGCGGAGGCGUUUCGCAUGACGUGUGCUCGAUAUCAGUGUGGUGUUCUGACCUUGUUGAUUCAUAAUCAUACAAACAAAUCUUUUAUAUACGUUAACCAUUUGUCAUUUGGAGAUUAUUUGAACGAUCGGAGCGGAUAUUUUGAGAAAGGAUCGAAAUAAAAGCCACGUGGAAGUACACAGUGUAUUUUUGAAGUAGUAUUUAAUACAAGUAAACAGGAAGUGACCACACUGAAGUUAUUUGUGGCUUAUAGUGAAAAAUAAAAGUGGAAAGAUCAUUAGCAUUUGGCUGUUGAUUAAGAAUACAUCUGGAAAACAAGGCUGCGAUCUGAUGUCUGGUAUAUCACAUUGCCUAUAUAUGCACGCAUGCGAUGUAGAAGUGGCGCAGAAGUGAUGCAUGGAUGCGAGUCAGUGUCUCCAGUAUUCUUAAAGAGUGCUAUUUAUACUCCUGACUGCACAAGCUAAAAGAACGGCUAAAGGAGCGGGUUCCUCAAUAAGGCAGCAGGUCGGUGAUCGGGUCUAAGAGGGAAGGAGAGGGGAGAUAGAGAGUAUAGAAAGAAAGGAAGGGUGACAUCAUUUAGAGGCCAGGGUAUUAAAGCAUAUAUGUGUGCAGGGGUUUCGAAGUAAGAAAGAAAGAAAGAAAAAAUACGACGAAAAAGAGAGAAAGAGAAAGAAAAAAGAAAAACUGGUGUCCGACUCUAUAUGUUAUGAUUGGGAGUGAAAAGACGGGAAGAUGCUCGAGGUUCAGCAAACGGAGUUUUUAAGAGAAGGAGAAGCCUGCAACCCUUCUAUCGACAUACUACAUCCUGAUUUGACCGAAACUUCCGUUUCCGAACGGAAGUCCGCUGAAAGAAGCGUCUCCUUCAAUCGAGACGUCCACGUCAAGAGGAUCGGACGUGAAGCAUCCCGCGUGACCGCGGCUCUGAUAGGAGAUGGCGAAGGCAGGUUGAUUGCCACUCCGAUCCAUAAGGAGAGCAUAGCUUUGAAGAGCAAAGAGGAUCUAGCUCAGGAGGCGGCGCUAGUACUUCAACAAGCGGGCAGCCUUCAUUGCGUUGCUCAUGACAACAGACGAUUGCCAGGUCGUUUCAGCACUUUGCCAGUGCGUCGUAACAAAAAAAGGCCAGAACUACCGCUUGAUGUAAGACGAAAAAGUGAAGAAAUAGUCACGAACAACACAGAUCUUAUCGACACACCGAAAAUAAAGAAAAAAGCAUUAGAAAGAAGUAUCAGCGAUGCAAACAUAAAAAAGUUAAAAAGUCCAUUGGCCAAAUUCUUUUCUCCAAAGUUAGAAAGGAAGCAUAAGCUGGUUAGUCGUAGCAUCAGUGACGCGGCUAAUUUGUUACGGUCCCAUCGCAAAAGGAGCGGUAGCGAAAGUGAAGGAUCGCAUUUGGAGAGUAAUCGAGUGAAGAAGCAAUUAUCCCCUAUUAUCGAAGCGUCGCCUCACAUUGAUCAACAACCUUUUCAUUUCGGUUUGAAGAUCGAAAACGGUGAAAAUAGGCCGGAACCAAAGAAGUGGAAAAAAGAGGAAAUCAUCGAUGGCGAAAAGGUGACGGAACAUACAGAAACGGUGAAAGAAAAGAAAGAAAAGAUCGAAGAGAAGGACGUGAACAUCGGAAAACCACUAAUAUCGUCGAGAAGAGAAAACAAGGGAAUCGUAAAACAUAUACCUAUUCAACUGGAGGUAGACGAUAAGAAAAAUAAAGAGGAGAAGAGAGAACAGAAGAAAGAAGAAAAGACAACAGGCUCGAUUCCUUUACCAAUCAUAAAAAAUACUGGAUUCGACGAAGUAGAUAAAAUCGAUACGAAUAGCAUGCUGCACACUAGCCGAUACGAUCUCCAACAACGAUCUAUUGAAGAAUCAACGAUACAUAAGAUGAUUCAUCAAUUAUCCAGCGAUCAGUCACCACCACCGCAAUUGACCAAAACAAUGGUCUCAUCUGGUCCAGGAUUCAGUCAUAACAACAAUCGACCAUUCUCUUACACUAGACCGAAUGAAUGUUGUGGUAUGCCAUCCCCGCAAACUGUGAUUUACGCUCAAGUGCAGACCGAGAAGAAAAAAGCGCAAAGAAGUCAUUCGGAUAGCGACGAGGGGCUUGGCCUUGAAAGAAAAGAUUCGUCGCGAGAAAAUAGUCCAGCGGAGAAGGAAUAUCAUAGAAUGGAUUUCUCUUAUAACAAUGAAUUACGACACAAUAAUGAAAUCAAUAUGUUCAAAUCUAGAUUCGAAGAGGAUAGAAAGAACGAUGAUAUCCAUUUCACCAAUCGUUAUGUUGAAACAGAAGAUUACGCGAGUAGAGACGUAGAUACGAAACGACAUCAUAAAUUAAACGAUAUUGACAGACGUCUAUAUGAUAAACCUGAAAAGUAUACAUCCACAGUAUUCGUAGAUACUUUCGAUCGUGGUAGAGCCGAUGGUACAGAUGCUAGACAACGAGAUAAUAACGAAUUUUCAAAUUCUAGACAAAUUCCAAGCGGAAUAUCGAAUAAGACAUCCGAAUUAAGCGCGAGACGUGAUCUUCUUGAAUCUAGAAUCAAGUCGAGGCUGCUCGCAGAUGAAAUUUUCGCCGCGAAGAACAGUAUGAAUACACCGAAGAAAUCUGAGCACGAGAUUAUCGACAAACCAAUCGUUCCAUCUCCAAUUAUUCCUAAUCGCGUUGCCUCGCCUAAACGUUACAUGGAUACAUACAUCACGGAAACACGCACCAACAGCAAUGGAGAGAAGUAUAUUUUUGAAAAGGAGAUCCACGAAGACAAUGGUAAAGUGUACGGAUAUGAAAAAAAGAUUACUAAUAAAAUUCCAUCGGAUGGAUACAUCGAUACCAAACCGCGAGAUGGAUAUACAAUCGAAACGAGAACGGACAAAUAUGGAGACAGAUAUAUUGUUGAGACGCGAAUGCACGAAGGUUAUGCGGACGAUUUCAAACCAUUUCUUAGUGACAGGAAUAGAAUCAGUCCAGAAGAUCGGUAUCAAUCACCUAGAAACUUAAUUAGUUCUUAUAAGUCAUCUGAUUUGCGACCCGAAGAAAACACCGUUACUCAUCACUUUCGAACUGAAUCCAAGGAAAACAAUUUUCUUUCUUCACCUAUAAUCGCAAAGAAAUUCACCAUGACGGAAAGAAAAUUCUCCAAAAGUGAUGAUUUUUUGGAUAGAGAUAUUCGACCGAGAGACGAAUACUUCCCUAAGAAGAAGAAUUUUGAAUCAAUCCGUGGUAUGAGCAAAUCCACGCAACGUUUGGAUGAAGUAGGUGAAAAUUCGCGAAUCAAAGCUCUAAAAAGUGAAUAUACGACUAGGUCGCACGAGAACUUAAGCAGCCACGCAGAUUACAUAAACACUAGAGAUGUGCGUCGACCUCUUUUAGAUAGUCCCAUUAUAAACGGGCGGAGGGAACAGUCACCGUUUACGAAAAGACAUUUGGAUAGCUUACGCGAGGGGCCGAACGACGAUUACGAUACUGAUAUAUCUCAGAUGACAAGUAGCCAACUAGAAUCAAAAUACUACAAAGAAACGCGCACCACUCAACGAUAUAUGAACAGUAAGCACCCGAUUCAUGAUGAUUACGAUAGUUCUCCAUCGAGGAUACGAACCGAUCGUGGAGGUUACAAUUCAAGCAGAUACGAUUCUGAUACUACAGCCAGAGAUUCGAUUCAUUGUGAAACUCGAUACGACGAAACCUCACGAACAUUGAGAAAAGAACAUCGAAAAUUUAAUGAAGAUUCAAAAAAGCAGAGAUCCCGCAAUCAAUUAGAUUAUUUCGAUGAUUCGGACGCCAGAGAAAAUCUACGCGUGAGUAUUGGACGAUUAGAACCAUUCGAUGAAAGUCCAACACGAUCUCCGAGAACUUAUCACGACAAUGGCAAGUCGAAACACAUCAAGCAAGAUAUCAGAACGCAUACUGAACGCAGACAUCGCGAGACUCGGCUCAAUGACUCUGAUCGGAAGGAUCGUUUGGCCGAUUCCGGAAUCGAAAAUGAUUACAGGCGUGACUCGCAAGAAGUUGAUCGAAGGGAACAAAUUGAAUCGGAAGACGAAGAUUUUGUUACGAGGCAAUUUAUCAAACAUGAGAAACGGCAUACUGAUCGUAACAUAAAUUUAACACCCUCCGAGCAGCGAAAAUACGAUAAAUAUUCGAACGAUAUGUUAAAAUCAUCGCCGACCACCACAAAACCACCGUCAGGUACAGAUAAGAAAUACGAGAAAAAGGCAAAGAAGAGCGGUACGAUGAGCAAAGUAAAGCAAUUGUUUAGUAAAAAGGAAAAAAAAACAAAGGAAGAGAAAAACAAGAAAAAUGCAAAAAGCAGCAGCAGUGGAGCUCUUACAGACGACGAAGUGAUGAUCAGAUAUAAAGAAUAUCGAGGUGGUCAAUUGAGAAGCGCGAAAAGUACGCGAGACUUGGGCAGUGACAUCAAUCAGGAGGAAUAUAGUCAACGUAGACGUCUAUCUACUCCAAGCGACAGUUCUAGUCCUCCUAGAACAAUGAGACUUUUUAAAUCUACAGGUACAUUGACUAGAGAAGAGGAAUCCUUUUGCGAAUCAAAUAACACUCUCACUAAAAAAAAUCAAGGACAGGAAGUUGAGAGAAAGGGUUGGUUUAAAUCUCUAUCUAGGAAGAAUAAAUCGAAUAUCAAAAUAAUGGAUAAGAAACCUAGAAUACCAGGAAGUGAAAUUUUAACUACUGGAACUGAUGAAGAAGCUUCGUCCGUACCUGAACGAGUUUUUGUACAAAAGAAUUUACGUUUUUUUGGGGACACCGAUCAGGAAUCAGUUUCAUCUAAUAGAGAUCGCAGAAAUAAACGAGAUGAUCAUACCUGUUCAGGACAUGAUGUUAUGAAUUCCAGCCGUUACAAUUUGGGUAUUCUAUCAACAUCUCGGAAACCAUCGAGACUUACUGAAAGUGCAUUGUCUUCCGGUGAAAGUACAACAGGAGAUAGCAGUCAACAAAGUCAGAAUUCUCAGAGAUCACAGAGAUCUGUUGUAUAUCUUCAUGCUGCUACGGUGGGUGAAAUACCUGGUCCUAAUGAGAGACGUAGAGCAGCAAGCAGAGAAGAAUUAAAUCGACCAUUUCAAUCGCACACAAGAACAGUAUCAAGAAGUGUCAGCGUUCUAGCACCUUGGAAACCUAGACAUUAUAGAGAAUCUUUUGAAAUAAAUUAUGAUCAACAAUUGCAUCCAAAAUCGUUGGCGACAAUGAGACGUAGACAAAAAAGUCGUGAAACACUAAAUCGUCGGGGAAAAGAUACACGACGAAGCAAAGAUAAUCUCUCAAAAACUGGUACGAUCAAUCGUAGUACCCUAAAAUCAAAAGACAAGCAAAAGGUGGAUAGAACUGUUUCCACGGAAUCGUUGGCCAUCAAAUCACGGAACGUUAACUCGAAACCAGAACUGAGUAGAUCUACAUCGGUUCCACGUGAUCCGAAUAAGAGUGCUGGUUGGUUCAAGCUGAAAAACAAAAAAUCCCGAACUUGAAGGGAAGGCCAUUGAUUAAUGCUAGUCUUGAAUUUUAUAAAUAAUUUAUAAUCAUAAGUGAUUAACAAUAAUAUGAUCAAUUUAUUAUCAAAUCAUGAAUGAGAAUAUAAUUGAACAAAUUAUUAUUUUAUUUACUAUUUUUUCUAAUGUGAUCUAAUAAAAUCGACAUCUCAGUGCAUAAAAAUCGUUUUAUAAAUAAAUAAUUCUUAACUGAAUAAAAGAUAUUUACAAUU